Cottoperca gobio is the source of this 4034-nucleotide messenger RNA. Its product is annotated as stAR-related lipid transfer protein 9-like. Lineage: Eukaryota; Metazoa; Chordata; Actinopteri; Perciformes; Bovichtidae. The transcript is spliced from 11 exons. The record is from RefSeq and is a predicted model, not a curated record. Bases 205 to 1869 code for a protein of 554 amino acids.
AAACAUCAAGACCUGCAGUUGAGUCUUUUUGCGUUGAUUCAUACAAUCCAUCCCCGAUGAGCAACAUGACUGUUGAACUUCAGGAGGACGACGCGGUGUCACUGGCACCCAGUGAGUGCAACACAGACAUUCCUCGUGAACAUUAAACCCGUCACCAGCCUGUCCCUGUGUCAACACCACCAUCUGGCCCCAGAGGACCUGCCCAUGCACAACAAGUUCACCAACUGGUCGGGCAUCGACCUUCGACAAUCAAAACCCUCCAACAAGCCGCCCACGUUUCUUACCAAAGAGCACGACAAGAGCAGAAACGGUGCCGAGUGGUGCGAGAUGGAGAGCUACGGCUCAAAUGUGGAGUCCGCGGCGCAGAGCGACAGAAGGGCGAGAGAGAUAGAGAGGCUGCGACAAGAGAGAGAGCAGGUGAUGGCGACGGUCAGCCUCAACAUGAACCCGACGUCGCUGACUGUGGAGCUGACGGAGGCAAAGCUACACUACGGCCUCGGAGAGACAGACACGCUGUUAAAGAUGCUGUCGCCGAGGACCGGAGGAGAGCUGGAGACACCGACUCCUGCAACUACCAAACAGCAGCUGUACGAUAGACACCGCAGGAGUAUUGAGGGUUUGAGGCAGGAGAGGGAGCAGCGUCUCCAGACGUCCCGUAGAGCUCGUAGUCUGAGUCCCAGCAAACAUCCUCGCUCCUCUCCACCAGAGGCCGUUUCCUCCUCCAAGGUGUCUGCCGCCAUGCCCAGUCGGCGUAAAGAGUACUUACAACAGCUCCGCCAAGAGGUGAUAGACAGCUCCAGAAUGCCAGACCCCCCACGAGGAGAGGGCCAGUGUCCGUCUGACAUUGAGCAGCUGUUACGUGACUACGGUCGAGCCCGGGAGGAAGCCAGGACUGAGAUUGCGAAGGCGAGAGAACGACUGCGGGAAAGAACUGAGCAGGAGAAGAAGAGGCUUCAGCAACAAGCCGUGUCUCAGGAAGUCAAGGAUGACCUGAGGCAUCGGACAAGAAUCAGUAACAGCACCUUGUGCACAGGAUCCAGCCUGAGCCUUUCUUCUGGACCAACAUCGGGCUACAACAGCGGCAACACUGCGCAGCUACAGCACGGCAACAGGCCACUUCUGGCCGGACAGAUCACAGGGUUACAGGAUGACGGGCUAAAGGUCAGGACACGUCCUCCUAUCUGUGGUCCUCAAAGUGUGAAGUCACAGAGAGCCUGGCUGUCUGCCCAUGAUGUUCACCUUGAGCCUCCUGUCAGCGGGUUUGAGCCUCUGAUGACUUCAUCUCCAUCACCUCCGACUUGUUUACGUCAACGCACCGCCUCCUUCGGCUCCUCCUCUUCAAUAUCCACAACCUACCAAGAUAUCACCUCUAGUCUCCGCGGGCGAGCUCUGGCUGAGGUGCGACUCGCGUCCUCUGGGGAUUUGAGCAACCUGCUGAUGGGCAAGGCCACAGCAGGCUGGAGGCACCAGGGAGAAGAGCGAGGUGUCCAGGCUUACUACAAGCCCUCCUCCAGCCCGUCUGUCCAUGGCUUCCUCGGGGCCGGGGAGCUCGACAGACCUCUGGACAGACUGUGGAACGUAAUCUGCCAGCUGUCCAAGAGCCACAUGUACAAUCAGUCGGUCCGCUCUGUCUGGACUCGACCACUAGAUGACAGCACUCAGCUGGUUUAUAUCCUAACAGAUCCGUCCACCUGCCAUCUCAGCCAGCCGCGGGACUUCUGCUGCAUCAGCACCGAGUCCAAACAGGGUGGCUUGUGCGUGCUGGCAAUGCAAGUCUGUUUUCGAGGAGUCUCUGCCGCGUCCCAGUGUGGAUGCAGUCAGAGGGGAGAUGAUGCCGAGCUGCUGGGUCCUGCAGCCAAUUAUACGUAGUGGACAGGAAGCCACCAGGGUCAUCUACCUGCAACAGGUGGACCUGGGAACUCCAUCCUUCCCUCACCGACUGUUGAACACUGUUACCAGAAGACACGCAGCCGUCAUCGCUGAUCUCGACGUUUUCCUCGCUAAAUCCGCCGGACCGAUGAAGACGCCUCGGCAGUGAGCACUUACACUAAACGUCUCCAGCACUGGAGUUAGUUUGACUUUUGAAUUUGCACCUGGAAUGUAUUUACUUGACGUUUUUUUAAGAGCACUGUUCUGUUGAUUCCCAGUUUCACCGUUUAAGCAGCUUUCUUUCUUUUUUUUAUAUGAAGGUAUCUUUUUUAUAAAAAACGUAAACUGUAUUUUUAUAUUUGUAAUGUUGAAUGCUUGUAACAAUCAUAAUCCUACUUUACCAAAGAUUCAUCAGAGGUUUAAGGGAACUGCGUUUAGAGUUAGACAGCUUGAUGAUUAAUUAUCCAAGCUUCAGAGUUUCCUUAUCACGUCAUGUGAUGAAACGGGUUCAUUAACACCUGAUCAGUAUCAGACAUUUAAAGCCUUUUAAACAAUAUGGUGUCUAUUGCUUUCUACCAUAUUGUAACGUGGGUAGCUAAAUCUUUUAAAGGCAACAAGGUCGCAGCUAGACGACCUUUAAAUUGAAGUUAAAGAGUCGGUCAGCACAUAAUCGAAGGUUACACUGAUUUGAUAUUUAUUUACUUGUGUGUUCUCGCUAUUGUUUACUUUCUAUCUGAUGGAUAGAUGCAGCCAUCUUUGUUGUCAAUACACCUGAGAUUAAGACCUUAAAACAGAAGGCACUUUCACUCUGUUCCUUCCGGGUCAAGCACUUUUUAUAAAUGCUUUGCUUCAGCCGACUCAGACGAUGCAAUGAAAGCUGGAACACUGAUACUUACAAGGGAAAGUAUUUGAAGGUCAGGGAGGGGACACGUCCGCAUGAGGCGCACCACAUCCAAACGUAUGAAGGAAAUAUUCACAAACGCUGUUUAACCCUGAUUUGUUGCAGUACAUAUGAUAUAUGUACGUAUUCGCUCGUGCACUGCUUAUUCUAACCACUCGCAAAAACCUUAAAUCUGCAGGAAAUGACCUUCAAAUGUCCUUCAACAGUUUGGUAGCAAAAAGGGUUAAAGCAAAUAUAUUAAAGGGACUGUACGGACAUUUUUGAGGGAGGGUGUAGUCUUUUUCUUCCUGUCCCAUAUUUUAUAUCGGCAUUUGAAACUUUUUAAAUGUUUAAAGAAAACAUUUGGAGCCUCACUUCCCCAAUAACUUCCCCACAGUCCGUAAGCUAGGUGUUGGAUAUUCAGCUGGUGUAUUGAAGGAAUCCUAAGACUUUUGUAUUUGAAGUAUGCUGUGUAGGCACUGCACCUUUUGAAACCACUUGACAGAACUGCAGGAAAUCUGGUCCAUAACAGUUAUGUAGCAAAACAGGGAGUAGAAAAAUCAACCAAAGCUCUUCAAUCGGUGUCCUUCAGCAAGACACUGAAGAUCCAGGGAUGAUGCUCUACAGCGCCCUCUGACCUCCUUUUUAUUUCACAAUAUGGUACCCCGAGUCUGCAGUCUGUUUCUCAACCUUCUCUGAAGUCUAUUUAUUGUGUUCCUCUUGCCUUCUGUUUAGAAAUGCUGUUGAAUGUGUUUGUCUAGUUUUGAUGGGGGGGAUUAUUUAGUUUUAUGAGCAGAGCACGGUGCUGCGUUUUACAGCCGCUCGUACAAAACUGUUAAUGCAUUUAUUAAUGUUGCGUAUUAAAAACUUUGUUUUUGUUUGUACGGUGUUGAAGCUAUGCAGACGCUGAUCACAGGCGGGACUGUUCUCAGUCAAAGCCGCGUCGGCUGGAUCCAGAUAUGAAGCCAUAUUAUUUACAGUAGUCGGAGGUUCGCGACGAUGUGUUGGCAGCGAUCGGUUUGAGACUAAAGAUGUUCCCGGAGCAACCAAAGAGAGAAACUGACACACACUGAGAAUAGAGACAACCUUUUGUACUGAGUUCUUUUUUUUAUGCGUUUCUAUAUAUUUUUAAGUGCUCGUUUCAUUUUGUAUAAAAAAAACAAAAACCUUGUUAUUUAUGUUUUGACGAUGUGUUGUAAAUGUAUUUUAUUAUAAACACUCUGCUUCCUGUUGCUAAUGAGAUGUUAUGUUUGUUUUUUAUGAAUACAAUAAAUAUUUAAAGUCA